This is a messenger RNA of Malus domestica (apple), 1164 nucleotides long. RefSeq names its product cytochrome b561 and DOMON domain-containing protein At5g47530-like. The record is from RefSeq and is a predicted model, not a curated record. Lineage: Eukaryota; Viridiplantae; Streptophyta; Magnoliopsida; Rosales; Rosaceae.
AUGGCACUUUCCAAGUCUCUCUUCGUUAUUUGCUUACUGUUUACUGUCUCCUCCGCCGCCGCACAACCGCCAUGCAUGACCCGUAUCUUCUCCAACAAGAAAACCUUCGCCGCAUGCAGUACUCUGCCCGUUUUGAACUCGACGAUCCACUGGAAUUACUAUCCGUUGACAGCCACGGUUGACAUUGCAUUCACACAAUCUGUGGUGAGUGACUCGAGAUGGGUUGCAUGGGCCAUAAACCCUACAUCUACUGGCAUGGUCGGUUCACAAGCCAUUGUCGCUUACAAAAGAACCGAUGGAACUAUGACGGUUUAUUCUUCACCAAUUAAAAGUUACGGUACUCAUUUAGAACAAGGGAAUGUAAGCUUCCCUUUGUACGACGUCUCCGCGGUUUAUGAGAACAACGAAUUCAUCAUCUUUGCGACCAUAGGCCUUCCGAACAAUGUCAGCGUUGUGCACCACGUCUGGCAGCAAGGACCCAUGUUCGGGAACACCCCCGGAAUGCACUCGCUUUCUGGACCCAAUGUGCAAUCUUUUGGAACCUUAGAUUUUCUUUCCGGGAAAACUGAAACAAGCAAGGGAAGUACUUCAACGUCCGCCUUAAAAUAUGCGCAUGGAAUUAUCAAUACCAUCAGUUGGGGCAUACUUAUGCCCAUUGGCAUAAUCGUGGCAAGGUAUCUCAAGACGGUUGAAGGGGCCGAUCCGGCAUGGUUUCAUGCUCAUAGAGGAUGCCAAAUGCUGGCUUUUCUUGGAGGGAUUGCAGGGUGGGGAACUGGAAUUUUUCUUGGCUCAAAAUCUCCAGGGAUUCAGUACAAAGGGCAUAAAUGCAUCGGCAUCACUCUGUUUGUCCUUGCUACGAUUCAAGUAGCGGUAGCUCUUUGUUUGAGGCCGAAGAAGACAGACGAGAAUAGGAAAUAUUGGAACUGGUUUCAUUGGGUUGUGGGGUAUGGAACAAUCGUCCUAAGCAUCACCAAUAUUUUCAAAGGAUUUGACAUAUUGGAGCCGGCCAACAAGUGGAAAUUUGCUUACAUUGCCAUCAUCGGCACUUUGGGAUGCAUCGCUGCAAUCCUAGAGGUACGAAAACUAGGCUCUUUCCUUUCGAGGUUUAGAAGCAGUCGAGCUGCAGGGCCAGAAAUCGUCGAGAGUACUCAAACAAUAGUUUAA